This is a messenger RNA of Paramecium pentaurelia, 2038 nucleotides long. NCBI's taxonomy places the organism in Eukaryota, Ciliophora, Oligohymenophorea, Peniculida, Parameciidae. The record is from the annotation of a GenBank genome assembly.
AAUGAAUUAUCAUCAAAUAGAGCCUUAGAUAAAUUUCAUUUGUUUCUGCUAACAAGUAGUUCCACUAAAUCAACCAAGUAUGACAGAUCACAUAAAAAAAUGCAUAAAUUAUAGACAAGCAUCUCCAUUUUUUUAAAUCUUUGACAACUUUUAGGUUGAAAAAAUGUAAAGGCCACACUUAAUUGCUUUAAAGAGUGAGUUUCUAAUUUUCAUUGAAAGAGUAGAAGCUUUACUAAACCCACCAAAUAUUCGCUUAACUAGCUCAUCGAUAUCAAAGACCUCUGAUUAUGGAAAUGGACCUAUACUCUAGUUUUCUUAACCUAAUUUUAGUCAAAUCAGUUAAAAACCUCCUUAAGUAGAAAUCCCAAGAGACAAUGUUUUUAAUACUUAUAAAUAAUUCCAAAAACUUUAGGAAUGUGAAGUUUGUGGAAAAAAAGUAGAUGCAGAUAUUAUUACAUAUUUUGAACAUUGUUUCUAACCAAUUUGCAGACCUUGCUUAAUGAAAUAGAUAGAAAAAGACUAUAAAACAAAUAUAGUAUUUUUAUGUCCAAACCAGUUAUGCAAAAAACAAAUGUCAGAAUAAGAAUUAAUAGUAAUUAUAAAAGAUAUUUAAGUAAUUGCUUGGGAGAGAAAAACAUGAUUAAUAUUCUGCUAUAAUGUUAGAAAGACAAUUUAACAUAGUAAAAUGUUCAGCAUGUUCUGAAAAGGGUGCUUUUGAAAAGGGUAGUUCAAUAACUGUUCUGAAAGAUCCUGUCACAAAUUAAUAAUUAUAAUAGUAUUAAAAUGAUAUAUAAUAUUAGAAAAUAUGUGGAACAUUAUUUAAAUAAUAGAUUUAUGUGUUUCAAUCCAUCAUGUAAAACAGAAUAAUGUAAAGAAUGCAAGGCAGUUCCAUAUCAUUUAGGUAUGAAUUGUGAAGAAUAUAAAAUAAAAAAGUCAUCAAAGUAAUUUUGAUUUGCAAUAUUUUUAAGGUGUUGUAGAUAUUGUGAUUAGCCUAUUCAUAAUGUUCAAUUUAAUGUACCAGAAGCUUUCUAGGAUAUAUGUUAAGAAAAAGAAUGUCAAGAAAAAGCUUAAUUUGCUUGCAAUAAAAUAUUACCAUGUAGACAUCCUUGUCCAGGAUUUAAAAAUGAAUAGAUAUGUUCAACUUGUUUAAAUGAUUAAUGUUGUAAAGGUGAUUAAAAAGGAGAUGAUUAUUGUAAUAUUUGUUUUGUUGAGGGUUUAAAGAAUGCCCCUAUUAUCCAAUCAAAGUGUGGCCAUGUAUUUUAUAUACUAAUAAUAGAUCUUUCAUUAUACUUGUAUUUUAAAGAGAUUAGAUGUCAAAUGGAAUGGACCAAGAAUAGUUUUCAAGUUUUGCUUAUGUCCUUUGUGUAAUACAUGGUUAGAAUUUCAACCAUCUUUACCUUAAAGUCUUGUUAAUUAAUAUUCAUUACUCUUUUAAGAUGUGAUGAAGAAAUCACUCGAUAGAUUGAAAUAUGAAAACAGAGAUAAAGAUGAAAAGGUUAGUAAAGUAGGUGAAAUAUUUUAUGGGAAACCCUAAGAAUAUGCUAUGGCUAUUUAUUGUUAUUAUUAAUGUUUUAAAUGCAAGAAUCCUUAUUUUGGUGGUGCUAAAGAUUGCCAAAGAGCUUUGGAUGAAGGAGAUAAAUAAUAUAAACCUGAAGAAUUGAUUUGUGCUAAUUGUUGUGAAGUACCAGUAGGAGAAACAUGUUAAGUUCAUGGAAAAGAAUACAUAGAAUUCAAAUGCAAAUUUUGCUGUUAAAUUGCUGUAUGGUUUUGCUGGUAUACAUUCAAAUUUAUCAUAUUCUCAAAGGGGUACAACUCACUUUUGUGAAGAUUGCCAUAAGAGAUAAUGUAACGGAGAUUAUGUGUCGAAAAUCCCUAAAGAUAAACUUCCUAAAUGUCCUGGAAAGGAUAAAUGUCCAAUAAAAAUGGAUCAUAAGGCAAAUGGAGAAGAACAAGCAUUAGGAUGUGGUAUAUAUUUAUUUAUUAUUGAACUCUUAGCUAUUUGUAGAAAUCAAAGAGCCAAUUAACAAAAUUUCUGAAU